Amoebophrya sp. A120 is the source of this 3327-nucleotide messenger RNA. The record is from the annotation of a GenBank genome assembly. Lineage: Eukaryota; Dinophyceae; Syndiniales; Amoebophryaceae.
AGGGUGCUACUAGAAAAAAUCCAUUCCAGAAGCAAACUGAUUUAUUUCGUCCAAUCAACAUACUGCUUGUGUUUUCUCCUGUCACCCACAGGGGCCGUAACGAAGGCUACUAAAGAGUUUUCAAUUUUCCCAGUAGAUAGUUCUUCCACCAGCAGCGGUCGCCACAUUGAGUUGCGCUCCGUUGCAGUGUUAGAAGCGUCCUCCUCUUCCCCAGCCUCGUUGUAUCAAAUUCAGAAAACCGCAGCACAUCUGUAAGCAAAUAAAAAAUAUCAGUCGAUGGUGAAGCCGGUCGACUACCGUCCGGGGUCGCUCCCCGACUCGCGCGCGGUGGAGGACUUCCAGAACCAGGAGAUCGGUAGCUCCCACCGCGGCUCGAUUCAGUACAACCGGGACAUCUUCGCGAAGCAAUGGCCCAGGACCACGGGGAAGUCGCAGCGGCCGUCCGAGGGGAAAUUCCACUCGCAGAUGGGCAAGAAAAAUGCAGACGGCGUGAGCGGCUUGUCUGCUUUCGAGCUGGAAAAGCACCUGUUCAAAGAGAAAAUGCGGCGGCUAUCAAGAUAAAAAGUGCCCCACCACCGACAGAAUUGCAACUUUGUUUUGCAACUUUGUUUUGUUCCACACGAAUGGAACUUCUUCUUGUAUUACAACAACAAACAUGAAGAAAUAGAUAUUGCGAUUCAUUUUGGACCUAUGCCAGUGAUGCAACUUCAACAUGACAGACAUCGCUUACUACACUUUCCCCCUGUGGUGCAUGAACACAAACCUUCGCUCCUCUGGCUUGAGAAUUUCUCAAGCUGAUAAGUACAUGCAAGGUGAAGAGAAGGUGGCAAGAGUUUCCAUCGAGAGCGUUUAAGUACUUAUUGCAAUGCAAACGCUUGCACACAAUUCGGGGGUGGUCGUGGCACUUUUCGCUAGGAUACCGGGGCAUCAUCUCCGAGCAGGACCCCUCCGUCUGCACCGUGAAGCCGGACCUGAUCCUGCCCUCCGAGAAGCAGCGGCGCGCGCUGACCGCAGCGAAGUGGCGCAAAUCCACGCAGAAGGUCACGCGGGCGGCCCGCAUGCUGGGCGGGUGGGCGGAGUUCGCCGGCGUAGACAACAUCGAGGAAGUCAACGACGAGCAGAAGCCGGAGAAGUCCGCGUUUCUCCGUACGGGAGACGUAUUCCCGGAAGAACAGAUCGUGGAACCGCUGUUCCUAUCAACUGCAAUAAUUUUGUCUGGGACUGGGUCGUCAUCUGGAAAAAGCUAGAAGUAGUUUCUCAUGCACGUUUUGUCGAUGUUGAACAAGAAGUGACGAGCCUCACAUGAUGCAGCCGGGCGUAGCUGCAUCUGCAUGUUGAUCACAGGUCCUGCGAGAGCUCGAGCUGUGCGAUGCGUACUCGCUGUGGUCCAGAGAUCCUCACUAGCAAAAAGUAAAAAGUACAGCUCUAGCGACUGAUGCAUGACUUUGCGUGACUGGCUCUGGCACCAGAAAGCAUCACAAGUUUGCCUUUGCACCUGUCCGGGCCCACCAGCAGGCAACAUCUUUGCAUUUGAUAGCUCCCUGGGAAAAACGAAAAGCCACGGGUGAUGGAUAUUACGUUCACGAAGACGGGGAAACUGCAGAAGGAAGCGGUGGCCAACAUCCCAAAUUUGAUGGCGGGGUUCGACAAAACCUUCCACGGGCCCAUGGUGAAGAACAAGGCGGGGCACAAGUUCCUCCAAAGGUACAAGGUAAAGAAGCCCGAGCCUGCGCGGGCCCAGUCCGCUUCGGGGUACGACGACGAGGGCCCGGCCAUGCGGUUGCCCUGCAAGUUCGAAGACCCCUCGAUUCAGGAUGUGGUGGCGGCGCUGGAAGACAUGCAUUACGAUCAGAGGUAGGAAGUUGAUGAUUUCAGUGUUUUUACGAUCGCCGAAGACUAAAUAACCGACUAUAGACUUAAGUAGUACAAUUAAGUAUGUUUAGUGCUGCCGCUGGAGCUGUUAUGGGCUUCUAGAGGUAUUGACACUGUACCUAACACCUUGCGUGUUAAUAAGUAUAAUAAGAAAUAAAUGUUCAAGUAGUAUCCAAACGAAACCUCCCAGGACCCGCGGGCAGCCGGGUGAGGACUUGGAGAAGUUGAUGAAGGCGGUGUUUGCGGACCGACCGGAGUGGCGGCAGCGCAUGGCGGUGCUGACCAAGUCGCAGGUGCUGCGGCGGAAAAUACUGGACACCCUGCCGCCGGGCGGCCGCCAGGUCGGGUCCGCCGUGCUGGGCGCCACCCACCCGUGGCGGUCCGCCGUGAAAACGGUGGAGGGGCGGGUCUACAAGUUUGAGGAGCAGAACAUCUGGCCGAGGUACGCCACGGACGCGGGGCGGUACAGCAGCGAUCACAACUGGCCGAAGGCCGAUCCGGUCACGGGGAAGCUCGCCCGGGACGUGCUCCCGUCGCCGUCGGAAACCAUGCCGCAGCACCCGAAACUGACCAACUGCCCCUCCUACUCCUUCGGGAAGGGGCUGCGCCGCGUCGUCGCCGACCCCAUCCACGACAUCUGGACCGAGGUCUGGAAGCCGCAGGACAAAAACUCCACGCCCGGCCCGGGGGACUACACCGAGGCGCUGGGCACGACGAAAACCCCGUUUACGUUGCAGCACAACCAGGAAAUCGUGGUGCUCGGAGCGAACGACAAGUACGCCUGCAAGGGGAUGCUGUCCCCGGAGAUCACGCGGCUCGCGCAACACACGUGCAAGCCGGUCUACUCCUUCCCGUUGCAGCGGCUGCCGGACGUGGCGCAGGGGAAUCUGGCGCAGGCCACCGCGGUCAAAUCGGACCUGGGAAACCUGUCACCGGGGCAGAUUUACACGCAAUACGGGGGUUUCCGGGUCAAGGACAAGAACUACGGCAACCGCCCGGCACGCACGGUUUCGCUAAAAACCAUCGACAAAGCGUUGUCGGCGGGCCGGAAGUACGAGGUCGGCGGGAAACCGUAUCGGUGAGACAGUCUGCGGCGGAGUUGAAGACGCACAGAGGGAUAAAAAAAGCCGUUGUCAUUUUGUUUAAUAUUAAUCUGUUAUUUCACAUCCAUGUAGUAUUCUAAGAAAACCAUAAACCAUUAUUUUGAACAUCAACAACGCUCAUACAUCAAGUACUCAUCAUUUUUACAGUACAUACUAACUUUUCUUUUGAAUGCAACAACUCAAAUUUCCAUUUUAUACGCAUAACAUAUCAUAGGCACAUGCUGCUUCAGCUUUGUUGUCCUCGUUUCAGUAGGGCCGCACCCCGGCCAGAACUUCCUCUUAGUGUUUCUUGUCGAUAGCAAACACUUUUUCGUCUACCCUUUUUUGAUCCAAUCGACAGAUCCAAAGAAAA